Messenger RNA from Neurospora crassa OR74A, 1349 nucleotides. RefSeq lists its product as hypothetical. The transcript has 2 exons. NCBI's taxonomy places the organism in Eukaryota, Fungi, Ascomycota, Sordariomycetes, Sordariales, Sordariaceae. The record is from RefSeq and is a predicted model, not a curated record. Bases 233 to 577 code for a protein of 114 amino acids.
UCGAGAUUCAUACCUCGACACUUGGAUAUAAAGGCAACCGAUGCCGUUCCCCAGAGUUCCCCAGACGGCCCGGAAACGAUGAGCACCAUUAACCGGAAUUCAGUCGCACAGAAUGCCUUGGACACAAGCAUCCCCUAAGCCACGUUGCCGUGAUUCACAUGAUCAUCCACAAGGUACAGCCCAGUUAUGACGGUGGGCAAUUUAGCGUUCUUCAACAGGCGCAGAUCUGUGGAUGUCGUUCGUUGACCGGGCAGACGAGAUUCCCACUCUCUGGUUGUCUCACUUACCUAACAAGCUUUCUUGCAUGUCAAUGGGGAGCACAGGAAUCGCUCAGACUUGGGGCUUUGCGAGGCUUCGACAGCCCGUUUCUUCGCCGGCACCUACACCGAUGGCUACACUGGCACUGACUGGAUGCGACACGAACAGCACCGAGUGCCGCCAUCUCCUAGCGUUCCGACACGGUAUCACAGCCCAAAGAAUGCCCGCCGUUGCCGGGUGGUCAAAGGGUUUAUAUAUCCUAUCGAAGCACAAAAUAUCCACAGCGAUGGCGAUUAUCGGUGGACGGCGGCGUGCUUGACAGGGGGCGACUCGGACCGUCCUCCCUUCUCGUUGGGUAUCCCAGUUGCUGAAUGUCAGAUGCAUGUAGAUGUGCCUGGCUGGGCAAUGCGAUGAAUUAGGCAGAGCUGUCGUUAACUAUGCGAGCAACGACUUACCGCGCUUACUUGCUAGCCAUUGGUUGAACUUCAUCUUGAGUUAGGAUCUUGGUGUCGUCGAUGGGCGUCAACUCUGGGCGUGAAGAGGAAACCCUUGACAAGCACCUAAAUCGCGUCUCUCAGGGUAGAAGAAAACGGUAGUACGCAUACAUCCUUCGGGGAGGCCUUUCCCAUCCCGUCGUGGUAUGUUUUGUGGGUAGCUGCCGAUGUGAGGUUGGGGAUAUAUCGCUUGGUCGCAUUGGCGGGUUUGGUUCUCAUGACUGCCCCUCCCAUCCAAGGCGUCUGAUAGGAAGAAGCAGAGUGCGUAUGUGCACCCGGGGCGCCCGCAUUGCGGCAGUGAAUGUGGUGCAAGUCGGCUUUGAUCAAUGGAUGACAUGGCGUAGUCCCGCAGCCGAGAGGAAGCAUACUGCAGCAGUCGUUUCUGAGGAGAAGAGAUGCGGCAUUGGCUCGUGAAUGGCGUCACAUUUGACAAGUAUGCACCUCGACUAUCGCCAUUGGUUUCUGGGCAAUAGGAUGGUGGUUCACUGCCCCCGAAUCUGCCUCGUCUGCUUGCCUCUUGGACGGCGGCCCGUAUCAUUUGGCGCCAUACGGUGCUCUUGUUGCCAGUCAUCCAAGUAGCCUCGAGUUUGCAACUUG